AGAUGAUCCACAAAAUCCAUCGCAAAACGCAGCUACGAGUCGAUAAAUUGGCCUCCAUUUCCCAACACUCGGGCAAUCUGGUGGUUCUGCUUCGACUUAUCCUGUUGUCUAUCAGAGAUGGCGGCCGUGUCCACUCUUGGAGUCGUGAACAUAGUACCGUUGAGUCGAGCUGGCUCCGGCGGUCAGGUACCAACCACCUCCUUCUUCGGCAGCAGCCUAAAGAAGGCCAAUCUAACGGUUCCUCAACGGAAAUCCUCCGCCAGCUUCAAAGUGCUCGCUGCAGACCUCGAUGAGUCGAAGCAGACCUCCAAAGACCGGUGGGCUCACCUAGGCACUGACAUCUCCGACGACCAGCAGGACAUCACCCGGGGCAAAGGCCUGGUCGACUCGCUCUUCCAGGCUCCCAUGGGCGACGGCACUCACAUUCCCGUCAUGACCUCUUAUGAAUACAUCAGCCAGGGCCUCCGCACGUACAACUUGGACAACACCAAGGAUGGCUUCUACAUUGCCCCUGCUUUCAUGGACAAGCUGGUGGUGCACAUCACCAAGAACUUCAUGAACCUCCCAAACAUUAAGGUUCCCCUCAUUUUGGGUAUCUGGGGAGGCAAAGGGCAGGGGAAGUCCUUCCAGUGUGAGCUUGUGUUUGCCAAGAUGGGCAUCAACCCGAUCAUGAUGAGCGCAGGAGAGCUGGAGAGCGGUAACGCCGGCGAGCCGGCUAAGCUGAUAAGGCAGCGGUACCGUGAGGCUGCUGACCUCAUCAAGAAGGGGAAGAUGUGCUGCCUCUUCAUCAACGAUCUCGACGCUGGCGCCGGCCGGCUCGGAGGGACCACUCAGUACACCGUCAACAACCAGAUGGUGAACGCCACCCUGAUGAACAUCGCCGACAACCCCACCAACGUGCAGCUCCCUGGCAUGUACAACAAGCAGGAGAAUCCCCGCGUGCCCAUCAUCGUGACGGGCAACGACUUCUCCACGCUCUACGCGCCCCUGAUUCGCGACGGGCGUAUGGAGAAGUUCUACUGGGCGCCGACGAGGGAGGAUCGCAUAGGCGUCUGCAUUGGCAUCUUCCGAACCGACAACGUGCCCCAGGAGGACAUCGUCAAGCUCGUCGACACCUUCCCCGGCCAGUCCAUUGACUUCUUCGGGGCUCUCCGAGCGAGAGUGUACGACGACGAGGUGCGGAAGUGGAUCGCGAAUAUCGGCGUGGACAAGGUGGGGAAGAAGCUGGUGAACUCGCUGGAGGGACCGCCCACGUUCGAGCAGCCGCCGAUGUCCCUGGACAAGCUGAUGGAGUACGGGAAGAUGCUCGUGCAGGAACAGGAGAACGUGAAGCGGGUGCAACUGGCCGACAAGUACUUGAGCGAGGCCGCUCUCGGCGACGCCAACGCCGACGCCAUCGACACCGGCAGCUUCUUUGCUUCCGCCACUUGAGUUUCACAACUCGUGGCGGAAGAAGGGGAAUUAGAAGUCAAAGCCACCUGCAUGAAGACAAAUUACAAGUGCCCUUUAUAUUUAUUCAGACUUUUUUUCCCUUUUUUUUAAGCUGUGGAAGGGUUUAAUAUCAUUGUCUUCAGUUUUUCCUUUUUUCUUAGACCAAAAAAAAGUUAGAAAUUUCUAUCA
This is a messenger RNA of Zingiber officinale, 1620 nucleotides long. RefSeq names its product ribulose bisphosphate carboxylase/oxygenase activase 2, chloroplastic-like. The record is from RefSeq and is a predicted model, not a curated record. Bases 118 to 1431 code for a protein of 437 amino acids. Gene Ontology annotation, cellular component: thylakoid; chloroplast stroma. Lineage: Eukaryota; Viridiplantae; Streptophyta; Magnoliopsida; Zingiberales; Zingiberaceae. The transcript is spliced from 7 exons. Gene Ontology annotation, molecular function: ATP binding; ribulose-1,5-bisphosphate carboxylase/oxygenase activator activity; ATP hydrolysis activity.